Molecule: messenger RNA, 597 nt
Organism: Lycium ferocissimum
Lineage: Eukaryota; Viridiplantae; Streptophyta; Magnoliopsida; Solanales; Solanaceae
Exons: 1
Coding region: 1-597 (198 amino acids)
Source: RefSeq, a predicted model, not a curated record
AUGACUUAUAAUGGAGUUUCUAGUGUUGAGAAUGGGACUAGGACUUCUCUUAAUGGUGUUCAAAUCAAUCCCAAUUUACAAGGGAAUGGAACAGCUUCAACUCAUCAAGAAAAUGGUGAAAAUUCUGGGAAUCACUUAACAACACAAGCCCGAGGAAUAGAGUACAACCAUCCUUUGUUCUUGUCUCUAUCAGAUGUGAGUAGAAUUCAAGUGAUUUCAUUUCAGCUUACAGGUAUUGAAAGCUACUCUAUCUGGUAUAGAUCAAUGAGGUUGUUUUUACUUGGUAGAAAUAAGCUAGGAUUGGUUGAUGGCACAUGUAGUAAAGACAAAUUUCCAGAAGUAAUGUGGAAUCACUGGGAAAGAGUAAAUGCCAUAGUCUUAUCUUGGGUUAUGAAUGUUGUUUCCAAGAAUCUUCUUGGAGGAAUUAUGUAUGCUUCUAUUGCUCAAACCGUGUGGGAGGAAUUAUUUGAGAGAUUUAACAAGGUUGAUGGUUCAAGAACGUUCAACUUGCACAAAGAAAUUGCUACCUUGACUCAAGGAAGUGCUUCAGUUUCAGCAUAUUUCACAAAAAUGAAGAACUUAUGGGAAGACUUUUAA